GACGACAAAAUCGUUGGCUUGGCUUCUGAUUUUCUUUUAAAUGACGGUCAGUUUACAGAUGUUAACGAGACAUUUGACACUUUGUAUGAUCAGUGGUCCGUUUAAGACUUUGUAAGAACUCGAUUCGGUCCACAAUGAUUCAAUUUCCCGGAUCACCUUUUAACACGAUGUCUCGCCACAAAGACAAGUAUGAACCCAGCAACCCUAGGAGAUCUCACACCUUUAUGCCUCUUGAGGAAGUCAAUGCGGGGAAAAAGUCCCAGUGGAUGGAGUUGGAGAUAACAGGUACUAUACGCAACCUCAGUCCUAACCUAUGGAAGCUGCAGCAUCUGACGUCUCUCUACCUGAACGACAACAACCUUACUCGAAUUCCACCUGAGAUCUGCCGCCUCACAUGCCUCGUACAGCUGGACUUAUCUUGCAACAAGCUACGCAACCUGCCACCUGAGAUUGGGGAGCUUGUGACUUUGCGUGAGCUCCUUCUGCACAACAACUACAUCAGGACCCUUCCCUUGGAGAUGGGAAAACUCUUCAAGCUACAGAUACUUGGCCUAAAGGGUAAUCCGCUCUCAACGGAUAUAAUGAGUCUAUUCAGCGAGGUCAACGGAACCGACAAGAUUCUCUCCUACCUGUUGGAUAAUCUGCCCAUCACGGCACCCCUACCGCCAAUGAGACCGUGGAUCCCGCUGGGCCAUCCCGACCGAAACCGGCCGACUUGUAUCUUUACGGUGAUGUGCUAUAACGUUCUGUGCGACAAGUACGCCACCAGACAGAUGUACGGCUAUUGUCCAAGUUGGGUGCUCAAAUGGGAAUACAGGCGCAAAAGUAUCCUGGAGGAAAUCCGCCAUUAUUCCGCCGAUAUCAUCAGUCUGCAGGAGGUAGAGACGGAACAAUUUUACAAUUACUUCCUGCCCGAGUUGAAGCGUGACGGUUACGACGGCAUUUUUUCGCCGAAAUCACGCGCCAAAACGAUGGCCGAAAGCGACAGGCGCUACGUCGAUGGUUGCGCCAUCUUUUACCGCACGGCAAAGUUUUCAUUGGUGUACGAUCACCUGAUAGAGUUCAACCAAUUGGCGCUGGCCAACGCCGAGGGAUCGGAUGAUAUGUUGAAUCGUGUCAUGACCAAAGACAAUAUCGGUUUGGCAGCGUUGCUCGAAACAAAAGAGGCCGCAUGGAGCAACGGCAUCCGGCCGGAUCCCUCGCAAAUUCACCAGCCGCUGUUGGUGUGCACGGCGCACAUCCAUUGGGAUCCGCAGUACUGCGACGUCAAACUAGUGCAGACCAUGAUGUUGAUGAACGAAUUGAAACAGUUGACCCAGGAUGCUGUGGGCCAUUCAUUCCGGCCGGGGCACAAUAAAGCAGACCCGUCUCACACGCAGUUGCUCCUUUGCGGCGAUUUCAAUUCGCUGCUGGACUCUGGCGUCAUCGAGUUCCUUAACUCGUCGCGUAUCUCGGCCAACCAUCCCGAUUUCAAGGAACUCGGAUACAAGGCGUGCCUGCAGAAAGGCAUCGCCAACUUUUCGGACAAGACCAACGAGUUUACGCACCCGUUCCGGCUGUCCACGGCCUACACGACGGACGUGAUGCCUUACAGCAACUACACGUACGACUUCAAGGGCCUCAUCGACUACAUCUUUUACAGCAAGAACACGAUGGUGCCGUUGGGUCUGCUCGGGCCCGUCGAUGCCGAAUGGUUUAGGGAGAACAAAGUCCUCGGCUGUCCUCACCGUGAUAUUCCAUCAGAUCAUUUCUCGUUGCUGGUGGAGUUGGAAAUGUCGCCGACCUACUCCGGUCUGGGCUCGAACGGUUUCAUUCCUAGGCGGUAGCCCCUAGCGUCACAACAACAACAACAACAAAAAAAAAAAAAAAAGAACCUGACUUAUAACUGGUGGACCUCAACAACAACAACAACAAAAAAAAACUGUUUUUUUUUUUUUCCCUUCUUUAUAUUUUUUUUCUUUCUUUCUUUCUUAAAUAGUUGCAAACAGAUUCGUGGUAUCGCGUUCGGUUCUCGUAUCCAUUUCCUUCCCACUUCAUUGGUCGUUUCAUCCAACAGUCCCAUCUUUAUAUCAUCAGGAUUCUUUUUUUUUUUUUUUUCCCCCUUUUUUUUCACACGACUUCCUUUGUGCUUCUUCAUUUCUUUCUGGUUGAUUGAUUUUAACCUUUCCUCCCCUCUCUUGUACAUCUAGGUUUCAGUCGCCCAGUCCGAGUUCUUCCUCUCUUCUAACCUCAUCCUCGUGCUCCAACCCUCGUCUCUCAAUUUUUAUCAGAAAACGAAAAAGAAAAAAAAAAGGCAGAAUUUAAACUUCCUUCCAUUCUCUCUCUCUCUCUCUCUCUACCCUGGUCGAAGAUGGAAAUGCUCUUCUUAAAACUCAUCAUUAUUACCAUUAAUUGAAAAGAAAAAGAAACGAUUAUUAGAUAUCAACCUAAAAAUUGACCUUCUCUCCGGGAUCAGUAUGGGAAACCUUUAAAAAGAAAACACAAAUUUUUUUAAAUAACGUUCCGUACAGUAAAGUAGUAUCCGAGUGUUUUGUGUCGAAGAGUGCAAGUGUGUGUGCGUAGUUUCGUUCGAUGCGAUCCCCCAAUCCUCGAAUUUUUGUUUUUUUUGUUUUCAUUAUUCUUUCCGUUCGUUUUAAUCGGUGCUUGCAAAACGAAAUUUUUUUUUUUUCGUAGUGUCCCUUUUUCGUUCACAAUGUCACUGAAGAGAAACACGUUCAUUCAAAUUUCAUCGCUAAACCGGAUUACGAAAAAGGAAAAACAAAAAUGAAGCCAGAGCUCAGGAUCUCAAGCUUUUUUUCUCUCUCUUUCUAUCCCACUCUAUAAGGUCAUGACUGCUAACAAAAAAAAAGAAAAAGAAAAGAAAAAAAGUUACUUAAAAUAAUUUUUAUAAAAAAUAAAAAAACAAAAAACAAAAAAAAAAAGAGAAAACAAAUUUAAAAGUUAAAGAAAAAGAAAAGAAACGGACAAAUUGUAUAUGAACUUUUACUAUUACGUGCCGAUAUCUUCUUGUAUGAUGUGUGGAGGAAGGUCCGGCCGGUUGUACUUUUUGACACGUUGCCCAUCUGAUCCUCGGACCAAUAUUUUCUUUACUUUUUCGAAUUUAAUUUCCGGCCAAUCUUUUUUUAACAUUUUUUUUUUUUUCCUGUUCUUUUUCGGUUUAAACUUCUCCUUCAAUAGCGCCAUAGCUUUUUAUUUCCAAAAUCUAUCUUCUUUUUUUAUUAUUAUUAUUAUUAUUAUUUUAAUUUCUUUCUUUGUAGGAAUAGAGUAAAUAUUUUGAUUCAUUACUGGGCUUCAAAGAAAAGAAAGGAAUUUGAAUGAAAUCGUGUCAAACAAACAAACACAAAAAAAAUAAUUCGAAUUUUAUUUUUUUUUUAUUUUAAAAGGAAAGUUUUUUUUCUUUUGUCCUUCUUUUCCCCUCCAUGCAUGUUUGGUUUGUGUGUGAAUGCUUUGUGAUGACUUUUAAGACAAGGGGAGGACUAAUGAAUUGAAAUUGCAUGAAUUUAAGAAUUUCGUCAAAUCUUUGAUGACCAUCCACUGUGCAUGUGUGAAGUGAGAAAGAAAUGGAGGAAAGUUGAAAUCCUCCCUCAGCCGAGUGUACAAAAAGAAACUGUGAAACGACGAACGGGCCGACGAUGAAAAAGAUUGUAUACUUCGUUUUUCAUGUUUUUCACGACUUUUUCACGAAAAAAAUCGUCACAUGCGCACCAACUGAAAAAAAAAAAAACUUUUGUCCUCAAUGUAGACUUGAUCCUACUGUAGACACUCUUCCUCCUGUCCUCCACCCCACCCAAAAGAAGAAAGUUAAAAUGAAAAAAAAAAACAAAAAAAAAAAAAAAAAUGAUUUCUGUACAUCAUCACAAAAAUCCCCCAAAAGGAUCGGAAUCCCGUUUCCUGUACAUUUCAUCUACACAUACAAACAACAUCUUUCACCUUAUCUUAAAGCCAAUUCUUCCGAUUUCUUUUUUUUUUUUUUAGAUUUUAUUUUUAUUUUAUUUUUAUUUUUUUCAGUUUUUAAAACGUAAAAAUGAAUUAGAAUCUUUACCCUCGACCUACCCACCUUUUCUUUUUCGAGCAAUCAUUGAAAAAUAUAAAAAAAAAAACAUGUUCAAAUUUUUCUCUCGGCUGUAAAUGUAACGUUGAUCACCUGCGAUAUGUGCAUCGUUCAAUGUAUUCUAUUUCUUUAUUGAUUGAUUGGGUUCCCACUCGUCCCUACACUAUACAAAUUCUUUCUGUUUUCUUCUCGGUUUUUCAAGAAUGGGGCCUGAUGUACGAAGGGAGGGGAAAUCUUUCAUUUUUUUCCGUAUUUUUUGCCAUUGGGAUGGAGCGGGAAAAUGGAUGUGAGUAAACGAAAAAAAUAUG
Molecule: messenger RNA, 4359 nt
Organism: Daphnia magna
Lineage: Eukaryota; Metazoa; Arthropoda; Branchiopoda; Diplostraca; Daphniidae
Gene: twin
Product: CCR4-NOT transcription complex subunit 6-like
Exons: 9
Coding region: 135-1826 (563 amino acids)
Biological process (GO): nuclear-transcribed mRNA poly(A) tail shortening
Cellular component (GO): cytoplasm; nucleus; CCR4-NOT complex
Molecular function (GO): poly(A)-specific ribonuclease activity; protein binding
Source: RefSeq, a predicted model, not a curated record